AUGGCGCUAUGCAGCCUGGCCGCGAGGAUGCGAGUCCCUGCCGCCGCCGCCGCCGCCGCCGCCCGGCUCCCGUCGGCCCCUCGUGUUUCGCCGGCGUCCGGCAGUCGGGCCCUCCCUUUCUCCUCCUCCUCCAGUAAGAGCGCUAGAGACUGGUACCUGCUUCAGCGAGAACGUUAUGACAGUGUGACAAGAGAGUUAAAAAACUACAGCCGUGAGGUUGUGUGGACUGAAAGGCUAGCUAAGCUGCUUAAUGUGGUAUACGUGCUGGGUAUGCCUUUUAUCGUUGGCCCUUUGGUCUUAAAAGGGAUUGCCAUUCGGAGAAUGUGA
Messenger RNA from Triticum turgidum subsp. durum (durum wheat), 327 nucleotides. Lineage: Eukaryota; Viridiplantae; Streptophyta; Magnoliopsida; Poales; Poaceae. The record is from the annotation of a GenBank genome assembly.